CCACCUAUCCAAGAGGAAGUCGCCGUUUCGAGCUGCAAGCCAUCAUGUCGGCGUACUUUCCGUAUACCCCGGAAUUCAAUGGACUCACCGGAGAGCAGAUUCAAAAGAUUGCCGAAUCCCAGCCGCCAAUAAAACCUGCAGGCGCCGGUAUCGCCAUCCAAGGAAUCGUCUACACGACGGCAAUCUUGUGCACUGCAGUCUUCAGUCUUCGCGUAUGGGUACGAUUUAUUCGACGGGAGCAAGGAAGGCCGAUAGGCAUCGAUGACUAUCUGGCCGUGGGAGGUUUUGGCCCGUAUCUCCCUGCCUGUGCUCUCGCCAUCGCAGGCACAUACUAUGGAGUUGGCGCUCCAGAUAGUGCCGUCAAUCCGUUUAUGAAGAUCAGAGCCAAGGAACUUCAGUUGCUGUAUGAGCUGAUUUACUUUGGGUCUUCAACACUCACCAAGUUUUCUAUUGCCUUUACCAUCUUAAGGAUAUGCACACUGAAGCGCUAUAGAUUUGCUCUUUAUGGUGCUAUGGGAACCAUGGCCCUCACAGCAUUUGGUGCUCUCAUCUUUCUCUUCUCUGACUGCAAGCCAUUUGCAACAAGAUGGAAUCCGAAAUUGGGACAAUGCUGGGCUCCGGCGCCGGACGGCUGGUUCAUCAUGAGCUACAUCGGAACAUCUAUCCAGGUCGCCACAGACUGGGUUGUCGCCAUCACACCUUUUUUUAUCGUGCGUAAAUUGCAAAUGAACCGGAGAAAGAAGAUCUCAGUCUGUGCCAUUCUCGGCCUCGGUGUACUCGCCAGCUUUGCAGCUAUCAUGCGUAUUGCCAUGUAUCCCCAGACAGACGAGAGAUUCCAUCCAAAGGACAAUCUGGUCAAGGAAGCCCAGCUCGUCAUCUGGUCGCAUCUCGAGGGCAGCUUUGGGAUUAUUGCCUGCAACCUUCCGCCUCUGAAACAGCUCUUCAAGGCUUAUUACCGAGGUUCGUCAGGAAGAUCAGGCAAUCAGUCUGCACCCCUGUCUACUGGAGGGCGCGGGACGCAACUCGGCGACCUUAACUCUCAAGGAAAGUCGCACAUGAAGGCCGGAUCUCGAAAUACGUGGAACAGAAUCUCCGAGGACGAUGAUACCUCCAGCAAGCACCAUAUCAUUCGAGAAACCGAAGUUAGGGUCGAGACCAGUAGUUUCGACCCCAGAGAAGAUCGGCAUGACCACUGGGAGACAGACGUGAAAGCCAUAGUCUGAUUAGCAUUCAUGACUUGUUAUAUGCUUACUGCUUUUAAUUACUUAUUCUAAAAGUUGCUAGAUUUACUGCCCGGUGCUAUAUAGAAACCGGCAUAUGAUAUUAGAAAAGGAGGCAUCUCUGGAUUUUCACAUGUAUUUAGAAUACACAGCAAACAUCUGCCGGUAAUUUCACAGGUUUACUAGUACUACUACCUAAUAUAAAAUGUCAC
This is a messenger RNA of Trichoderma asperellum CBS 433.97, 1432 nucleotides long. RefSeq lists its product as uncharacterized. NCBI's taxonomy places the organism in Eukaryota, Fungi, Ascomycota, Sordariomycetes, Hypocreales, Hypocreaceae. The record is from RefSeq and is a predicted model, not a curated record.